Molecule: messenger RNA, 1786 nt
Organism: Lathyrus oleraceus (garden pea)
Lineage: Eukaryota; Viridiplantae; Streptophyta; Magnoliopsida; Fabales; Fabaceae
Product: patellin-4
Exons: 4
Coding region: 188-1609 (473 amino acids)
Molecular function (GO): lipid binding
Source: RefSeq, a predicted model, not a curated record
AAACCUCGUAAAAAAGAAUCUCCAACGGCUCUCCUCUCCUCAUCGGUGGAUCCAGUUAUAUGACCGUUUCUGGGUCCCACUUUUUUCCUUUCAAACAACAUUAUAAACCUUCGCAAGCCACACCACAUUUCAUAACACACGACACAACGCAAACAACACUACUAAUCCUCAAAGUGAGUAGAAAAACAUGACUGCUGAAACUAUGGCUCAAGAAGAAACCACCCAGAAAGUUGAGGUUGUUGUUGAAGAAGGUAAUGUUCUUGAUGUUGAAGCAAAGGAAACAUUGGAUGAAUCAAAACCCGCAAAGGCAGUUGAGAAAUGCUCUUCUUAUAAAGAAGAAAGCAACUUUCUUUCAGAUCUUAAAGAGUUUGAGAAAAAGGCUUUGGUUGAGUUCAAGUCUAAGGUUGAGGAAGCGAUUUUAGGGAACACUCUUUUUGAGAAAAAAGAAGAAGAAGAGACUAAAAAGGUUGAAGCUUUACCAGAAGGUGGUGAAGAAGGUGAGAAAGUUGUGAAGGAAGAAGAGAAUGUUGAGGGGGAGAAUGAGAAAGGGGUUGAAGUGGAGGAGGAGAAAGAUUUAUCUUUGUGGGGUGUGUCACUUUUGCCAAGCAAAGGAGAUGAAGGAAUUGAUGUGGUUUUGUUGAAGUUUUUGAGGGCUAGAGAUUUUAAGGUGAAUGAGGCUUUUGAGAUGUUGAAGAGGACACUCAAAUGGAGGAAAGAGAUGAAGAUUGAUUCUAUUUUGGAUGAAGAUUUUGGUUCUGAUUUGGAGUCUGCUGCUUACAUGAAUGGUGUUGAUCGUGAAGGACAUUCUGUGUGUUACAACAUCUAUGGAGUUUUUGCAGGUGAAGAGAUUUAUCAGAAGAGCUUUGGGAGUGAAGAGAAGAGAAGAGAGUUUUUGAGAUGGAGGUGUUAUGUUACUGAGAAGUGGAUUCAGAAGCUGGAUUUGAAACCAGGCGGUGUUUCUUCUUUGCUUCAAAUCAAUGACCUUAAGAAUUGUCCCGGUCCUUCCAAGAAAGAGAUAAGAAUUGCUACAAAUCAAAUUGUUUCAAUUUUGCAGGACAAUUACCCUGAAAUGGUGGCCAAAAAUAUUUUCAUCAAUGUUCCAUUCUGGUAUUAUGCACUCAAUGCACUUUUAUCUCCAUUCUUAACUCAAAGAACGAAGAGCAAAUUCGUGGUGGCGCGUCCCGCCAAGGUCACCGAAACAUUGAUCAAGUACAUUCCAAUCGAGGAGAUCCCAGUUAACUACGGCGGUUUCAAGAGGGAAAAUGAUUCCGAAUUCUUCGGCCAAGAUGCAACUGUUUCUGAACUGAUUCUCAAGGCUGGAUCGACCGCAACUAUAGAGAUACCUGCAUUGGAAGCUGGAAACACCCUGUGCUGGGACAUAGCUGUUUUGGGUUGGGAGGUAAGUUACAAAGAGGAAUUUGUUCCCAAUGAUGAAGGCUCUUACACAGUCAUUGUUUCGAAAGUGAAGAAGAUAGGUUCACAAGAAGGAGCUAUUAGGAACACAUUCAAGAACAAUGAGGCAGGAAAGGUUAUUCUCACAGUUAACAACUCGUCGAACAAGAAGAAGAGGGUUAUGUACCGUUACCAGAUCAACAAGAACUCGCCAUGAGAACUCAAUUAUUAAGUUCUUUUAGGUUUGUUCCAUUGUUCUUUUGGUUUCAUUUAGGUUUUGAAAGUAGGUGGUGGAAUGUGUCAAGAGUUUUGGAGACUGGAGGAAAAGAAGAGAUUCUUUGAUUUGAUAUUACAUAUUUUUUAAACUUGUUGAAAUUCAUUUAGAGUUCAUUCA